GCAGCUGUUAUGGAAGUGUCAGGAACUCAGUGUUAUUGUAGUAAUUGUUUAUUUUUAAUAUUUAAUUAAAAUUAUCAGUACCUAAUAUAGAAUUGAAAUAAAUAAGUGUACCUUGCACACUGAACUGUGGUGUUAGUUCGUUCUAUAGUGCUCUGAAUUGCAUAAAUUGUUUCGAAAAUGUCAAAGCAAAAUAUUAUGUUUCAUCCGAUAAUCAGCUCCAUUCAACGAAUUGCACUUUAUGAAACUAAAGCGAGAUUCUAUCUGAUUGGUUCAAAUAACACAGAAACAAGAUUUCGUGUCCUCAAAAUCGACAGGACAGACCCUCGGGAACUGAUAUUGGUCGACGACAAGUUUGAAUACAAUAAACAGGAGAUACAUCAGCUCCUCAACAUGAUAGGAUUUGGUAACAGAAUGGGCAGAACAGGACUCAACAAAUUGGUGUCAGCAUUUGGGAUUGUCGGUUUCAUAAGAUUCUUAGAAGGCUACUACAUAAUACUAGUUACUAAGAGAAGAAAAGUGGCAGUUAUCGGUUCACAUACUAUUUACAAAAUAGAAGACACUGCAACAAUAUACAUUCCCAAUGAAAGUAGUAAGCCUCCGCACCCAGAUGAACAGAGGUACUUGAAGAUGUUCCUAGCCAUAGACCUGUCAACCAACUUCUAUUACAGCUACAGCUAUGACAUCACACAUACUCUACAAAUGAACAUGGCACCUCCAAGACAACUUGCUCCAGCAUUAUUCCCCAAACCUGUAACAGCUGCAGUUUAUCAGUCAAGGUCAAAUAGCAACCAAGGUUCAGAAGAAAAAUGUGAAUGUCACAAAUAUGAUGAAAAUGAUGAAGAUAUAUUUGAAACUUGGAAGAGUCAACUAGAACAAAGACAGAAGUCUGGCAACAGUCGUCAGAGGCUAGACUUUGGUGUGCGCUCAGUACCUGAAUGGCGGUUUGUUUGGAACAGUCAUCUAUUGUCAGCAGUACACUCACAUCUUCACCCUGACUGGAUCCUGUACAUAGUUCAUGGUUUUGUAGAACAGAGUAACUUGAACAUAUUUGGUCGACCCAUAUACCUGACUUUGAUAGCUAGAAGGAGUAACAGAUAUGCGGGAACAAGGUUCCUCAAAAGGGGUGCAAACAUGCAUGGAGAUGUUGCUAAUGAAGUGGAAACUGAACAAAUUGUUCAUGACUCUAUGGUGACAUCAUUUGCUGCAGGCAGAUUCAGCUCCUUUGUCCAGAUGAGAGGUUCCAUACCAAGUUACUGGUCACAAGAUGUCUCAAAAAUGGUACCAAAGCCACAAAUUGCAAUAGACUUGAGUGAUCCCUUCGCUGAAAUACCUGGAAAGCAUUUAAACAACCUAAUGAGAAGAUAUGGCUCCCCGAUUAUGUUUUUGAAUUUAGUUAAGAAGAGAGAGAAGAAGAAACAUGAAUCUUUAUUAACUGAUGUGAUAAGUAAUGGAAUAAAGUAUUUGAAUCAGUUCCUACCCCCUGAACAUGCUGUGCAGUACUAUCAUCUGGAUAUGGCUCGAACAAAUAAGAGAUCUGACGCCAAAGUCUUGGACAAAUUAUCCGCCAUUGCUCGCACUGUGGUUCGUAAGACUGGCAUAUUCCUAAGCUCUAACUGGUAUGGCGAGGUGACAGGAGUGCCUGGGCACCAGGGCGGCAGGCUGCAGACUGGGCUAGUGCGCGUCAACUGUGUGGACUGCCUCGACAGGACUAAUACUGCACAGUUCGCUAUCGGGAAAUGUGUGUUGGCGCAUCAGAUUGAUACUUACAUUUUACCUAAAAAAGUCCUAAAUGCACCAAAUGAAGGAAGUGUACUCAAAUAUGGUACUACCAAAGUUCGAACAGUCGAACUCCCGCCAUCGGGACGAGGUUAA
Molecule: messenger RNA, 1872 nt
Organism: Spodoptera litura
Lineage: Eukaryota; Metazoa; Arthropoda; Insecta; Lepidoptera; Noctuidae
Gene: FIG4
Product: polyphosphoinositide phosphatase FIG4
Biological process (GO): phosphatidylinositol dephosphorylation
Cellular component (GO): intracellular membrane-bounded organelle
Molecular function (GO): phosphatidylinositol-3,5-bisphosphate 5-phosphatase activity
Source: RefSeq, a predicted model, not a curated record